AUGACCAUUUCCGACCUCUUCUUUCGCAGAGACCCUUCCACUUUGGAAUCCAUUUCUUCCGCCCUAUAUGGCUUAUCCUCUUAUCUUCCUACCUCCCUCGUCUCCCUGCGUAAAGCUACCAUAACCGACCCCCACCCUUCGAUAAAUUAUCAUGCCGAUUAUAUAUCGCAUCAGUUUUCCGGUGAUGCUGAUUCGCCAUUGCACCAGGUGUCUGAUGGACCUUUUGAGAAAAAAAAAGACGUAAUCGUGUACUCCGCAUUCGAUGAGAUCAUAUUAGUCAAUUCUGUCAACAGUAGCGGCCCGAUAAGCCAAUCUGUUCUUGUGUUGGGCUACCCCGACGGAUUUCAAAUAUGGAACGUAUCGAGUCUAGAUAACAUUCAUGAACUCGUCUCCAUAAGGAAUGAAGAUAAAAUUGGUCAGGUCACGUGCAUAAAGGUAAUACCCAUUCCACGGAAUACAUCAAAAGAUGCCCGCGACAAGUAUGCAGAGGUUCGUCCGCUAGUUGGCGUAGUUUGUAUACCGACUUCACCGCGAGAAAACGGUCAGCAGGAUUCGUUCGUAAAACCGAAGGCCGUCUUGAAAUUUUAUUCACUGAAAACGCAUCAAAUCGUAAAGCAACUGGACUUUGAGAAUGAGGGUACCAUUGUUGGCGUAAAUUGUAAUGAACGUGCUAUUGUUGUGAGUCUAGUCAAUCCGGCAAGACUUCAUAUCAUAUCGCCUUUAACGUUGGUGCCACUGUUCCCUUCCCCAUUGCAAGAUGUCGCAAUCAAUUCUUCUGUGAGGAUUCCAGUUUUUGCGCUAGGUUCGCGAUUGUUGGCUUAUGCGACGACGAGCCACCCUCCCGAGAUUAAGAAGGAUAGUUAUACGACAGGUGAUGGCGAUGGUAUGGUUGGAACAACUGGCAAGUAUCAGGAAGUGGCCAAAGGAGUGGCAAAGGAGGUCGUUAAUGGUGUUAAACUUUUAGGGGAUCUCGGAUUUCAAACGCUAUCAUCGUAUUUUGCGAAUUCAUCUCAGAGUUUAGCCGUCAAAACGCAAUCGACUAUGCCCAUAAAUAUUCAGAAUCACACCGGUGCCAUGAGUCCAAAUUCUCGCGGUUCGUUUUCGCCACAACCUAGUCCAUCAAACGGUUUUUACUACAAUUCGAGAGUGGGGAGCGUUUCCAGUAGUAGCGGGGAAAGUGGUAAUGGUUUAACCGUUGGGAACAAUGGUUUUGAAAGUGAUAAAGAGAAUGGUGCUGUGGGUGCGAUCAUCAUUCGCGAUCUCGGUACUUCAUGCAGCGUUCAAAAACAUCAACCUCCCGUCGUUGCACAUUUCGCCCCUCACACACAUCCUGUUGGUCAUUUGUCAUUUAAUCCGUCGGGAAAAUUUUUGUUUUCGACUUCAGUUCAAGGUCACCAAUUUCACGUAUUCGAGAUUCUCGGAAAACGUCGAAGCGGUAAUAACAAGUUGAGACACGUGUAUAAGCUUUCUAGGGGAUACACCGACGCCAUCGUAAGUGAAGGAGGUGUCGGUUGGAGUAGGGAUUCGAGAUGGUGCGCGGUCGCAAGCGGGCGUGGGACAGUUCACGUGUUUGCGGUCAAUCCUUAUGGCGGUCCAGCUCAUGUACCUUCCCACAUCUCAGGCUGGGUUAAAAAUGUUGAUGAACCGUGUAACACCACCACCCAGUCUCCUGUUGUGCGAAUUAAGCCUCGCACUCCAUUACCUGACUCAAAUGAUGCUUCCUUGUCACAAGGGUCAAAUAUAUAUCCUAAUGUACACGAUUAUUAUUCUUAUCCUCCGGAGAAUAAUGCACCUACUACUAAUGAUCAGUCACGUCGAUCCAGUCAAUUAGCUUAUCAUAACAAUUCAACAAAUUACCACUCGCACCAUGUGAAUGGUUCGCUGCACCCAACGCUUCCCAUAUUUUGUUUACGAAAGUCCCCCGGAAUUUGUGUCAAAUUCCUCCCUUCUUUGCCCAAUACUUCCAAAUCCGGAUUAAACUCAGGCAACGGACUUUUGACACCAGAUUUAUAUGCCAAAAGACAGGCCAAGAGGAGAUCCUCCCCCUCGAUUAAUAUUGAAGGAGCUGGUUCAACUGGCUCUUCUAAUUUAGGAUUAGCUGUUCGCCGAAGGACUCGAUCGUGGUCGCAAAAUUCUAUUGCUGGUGUAAAUAACCCUUCUCGAUCUGAUUACCUUGAUGUAGAACAGGAUUCGAAAACGGAUGAUAUUGGCUGCCAGGAUAUAUUGAGUUUUCAUCCUUCCGGAAUAUUGACGCUACAUCGAGUUUGGAUGGAAGGUGUGGUAGUGGGCGAACAGACGUCUCGUCAGGGAAAGGAGGAAAUAAACAAUAAAAAUUUAAUUAGCAUGGCCGGCACACCAUUAGCCGGAAGUGCCGCAGCCGUUGCUAAUGUAGGUAGAGUUAUAGUAGGUGGUGCGGCCGGGGUGGUCGGUGGAAUCACCGGUGCUGUUAAAAAGGAAGCUGGCUCAUUGGACAUGGUGAUUAACUAUGAGGACGUCGCUGAAUGGCAGGUUAUGCGUAAUGCCUCCUGUGACGAAGUAAAGACUGUCAUUGAAUCGCAAAAAUUUUCUGACGGCGAAACUUUAGUCAAUAGAGAUAGUAGCAACAAGUGGCUGGCUAAUGCGGAAAUCGAAACUCAUACCAGUUCCAAAACUUCGUUGCCUCCACCUUUAUGGGUCACCCCUCAAUUCACUUUUCAAACAUUUUUACCGGGUUAUAAAAAUGCAUUGAUUAAAGGGGAGACCCCACGUUCAAAGAAGAUUGAAAUACGAAGAGAUGUCGUGGAAAGGGUUGAGUUUGUUGACGAAGGGAAGGGGAUCGAUGGAUGGAUCGACAAUAAAGAAAAUGUCAAUAGUCACAAUGUUAGUAAGACUAAAGCUGUUCUCGUUCCGGCCGGUAAAGCCAUUGGUAAAGGAAUGGGAGACAUAUCCGAAAAUUUAUCAACGGCAAUGCGUACAUCCCUGGAUUUCGUGCCCCCCAGUCCGACGCUUUCUGCAAUUAGUACAAAAUCUAGAGAUCGCAUGUCUAACGGAUUCACCAAUGGGUAUAAUAUCCAUUCAACAGCCAGUGAUAUGGCAAUAACGCCCUUGUCCUUUGAGGAUGCAUACCAUAUCCACAUCGCGAAUAAUAUUCCUAACACGGCCUCUUCUCAGUCUCAACCUUCCCUCCCAUCUUCAAAGUCACUUAAGCAUAAUAGCAUCAAAAAUAACAUUCCUGUUGGUUUCUCACCACUUUCUUCCUCCACGACAGCAAGUGAUUCCGCGGUUAUACAUCUUCCAUUCACUCGCUCAAUUUCAUCAUCCUCCUUAUCUUCUGAAAAAACCUAUAGCGAUGAUCUAGAUUUCUCUAAAAGUAUGGAUAACGAAAAGGAGGAUGCAUGUGAAGAUGGAAACUUCUUCUUUUCUCCUGAUGGUGACAAUGAGGUGGAAACUCCCAGUGAUAGUGUGAUAGAAUUACUCCAUGAUGAUAAACACAUUAAUGAAUGGAUUUAA
Acaulospora colombiana is the source of this 3489-nucleotide messenger RNA. The record is from the annotation of a GenBank genome assembly. NCBI's taxonomy places the organism in Eukaryota, Fungi, Glomeromycota, Glomeromycetes, Diversisporales, Acaulosporaceae.